This is a messenger RNA of Pectinophora gossypiella (pink bollworm), 2064 nucleotides long. RefSeq lists its product as uncharacterized. The record is from RefSeq and is a predicted model, not a curated record. Bases 1 to 2064 code for a protein of 687 amino acids. Lineage: Eukaryota; Metazoa; Arthropoda; Insecta; Lepidoptera; Gelechiidae. The transcript is spliced from 4 exons.
AUGGCCACUGUUUUGGCUCAAGUGGAGGCGUGCCUCAAUUCUCGACCGCUGUCCGUGAUCACCAACGAUUCAGAAAACAUCACUGUGUUGACUCCAGGACAUUUCUUGAUUGGGGAACCGCUGGUAGCGGCACCUGAUCGUGACUACCAAUCUUCCAACGUUAGCUCGCUAAGAAGAUGGCAACACACACAACGGAUGUUGCAAGAGUUUUGGCAGCAAUGGUCAAAAGAAUAUUUAGUAAAGUUUUUACACAGAUAUAGAUGGUCAACUCAGCAAGCGCAGGUCGGCAUCAAUGACAUAGUGGUUGUUAAGGAGGAUGGCGGGUCUCACCGGGGAGGGAGUGAUAACGUGUGCUCUGCUAGGCGGACCGCUUGGCUUCGCACCGAGCCAGCCCAACGGGGUGAGCAGCCAAGUAUGGCUCCCCCAACAGCCGGCGUAACGAAGCGCCGAGCGCGCACUUUCGUGCGCAGCCGCGCCGUCACGACGCCGAUCGCCGCCACCGUACCGCCGCCUCCGCCCCGCCUUAUUGAUACGGGCCUUCGACUGUCCCCGUUCCCGCUGCCACUGCCCCGACUUCCGAGGACAUGGGCCGCGGAAAAGAGGACCACGACGCCGCCUGAGCGCCGUCCACCGCAGCCCGUGGUGAGGACCACGCCGCCCGCAGCACUCUCCAUGCCCCUGUUGGACAUGGAGACAACACCGCCGCGCCAAUACGCGGCCACAAAUCCAUUUUCGCCGCUCUCCACGCCCCAGCCGGUCAUGGAGACAACACCGCCGCGCUCUUACGCGGCGGUGUUAAACACGAAUCCCGAGUCGCCGCCGCACGCGCCUCCGCGCUUGUCGCUCCGGACGGCGCCUACACCAUCGCCGAAGCCCGUGAGACUCCAGCCGCCGCUCGCACCCGCGAGCAAAAAGAUCCCGCCCAUCGUGGUCGACCGGCUGCCUGACUGGCCCCACCACCUCCGCAAGCUGCGGGAGUUGCUGGGCCACAUCCCCAACGCGCGCCCAGCCACGGGACUCUCCUGGUUUGCGUACGCCCCACCGGCGGAGCGCUCACUGAAGCUGGCCAUCCGUGGCCUACCCAUGGAUACCGACGUUGCUGAGUUGGGGGAGGAGCUGCGCGCCCGCGGCUUCGACCCACAGUUCAUCCGCCCCAUCCAGGCUCGCGAGGGAAGGACAGGCUGCCUCUUCUUCGCGGAGAUCCGUAGGACGCUGGGAUUCCAGCGUGUCUAUGAGAUCUCCGAGCUCCUCUGCAUGCCCGGCGUCAAGGUCGAGGCAUGGAGGGGACGAAGAGGAGCAGCGCAGUGCCACCGCUGCCAGCAGUUCCGGCAUAGCAGCCAUAACUGCCACCGCCCUGCCGCCUGUGUCCGUUGUGGUGAAAACCAUACGGCCAAGGAGUGCCUGCGCCCCCGGGAAGUUCCGGCAACCUGCGUGAACUGCGGGGGAACACACCCGGCGAACAGCUCUUCCUGCCCGGUCAAGUUACGCGAGCUGCGUAACACCAAGGCGUGUGCGGCGCCCAUGACCGGCGCAAGAAGAGCCGCUCCACCAGCAGCCUCCACUGUGGACCCCAACAUCGAGCCGACCGCGCGGAGCUCGCUUAUGGCCGCGGCGAACGGCCCAGCCGGGCCCAAGCCGCAGAGACCUAAGCGCAUCCGCAAGGGGGCAAAACCGGCCCCCACUGCCACCACCAUCGUCGAGCAGCAGCCAGCGCCAACUCCGACGCCGAACCAAGCGGUCGCCGCCCCUACCAAGGGGAAGAAGGCGAAGCCCCGCGCGGAGAUACCACCGGCCCCCUCCAGUGAGAAGCUGGAAGUACUGGAGCAGACUAUCCAGCUGCUCCACAACUUGCCAAAUCGACAAGCAACAGUGUCGAUAGACCGCCUGAAACCGGCCUACAUUCUCAAUGAAGACGAACCGACCGAAGAUACGACUACACCUGCAUCGCCUGAGAAGAACGCUCAUCAUACCAGUCCUCCACCAUCGAAUCGACCUACAUCGAGCACAGAAGAGAAGAAGACGCAGUCUGGCCGCAUUGUCAAGAGGCCGGUACGCUUCGCUUGA